Messenger RNA from Ziziphus jujuba (common jujube), 1747 nucleotides. Its product is annotated as MDIS1-interacting receptor like kinase 2-like. Gene Ontology annotation, molecular function: protein kinase activity; ATP binding. The record is from RefSeq and is a predicted model, not a curated record. The coding region runs from base 1083 to 1589 and encodes 168 amino acids. NCBI's taxonomy places the organism in Eukaryota, Viridiplantae, Streptophyta, Magnoliopsida, Rosales, Rhamnaceae. The transcript has 2 exons. Gene Ontology annotation, biological process: protein phosphorylation.
UUAUGCAUGGAGCAUUAGUAGUUUGUAAAAGCCCAGAAGGGAAGAAACAGUCAUUGCAGAAUUAUAUUGAAACGAAAAGAUCGAAACCAUGGUUUCCAAAAGUCGAUCAUUAUUGUUAAUGUUGUUGUUAACAUUUUAUCUGUGUGUAUUCUAAUUUCAUCUCCUAGUUUUUGCUGCUAAAAGAGACCAAGCCAGCAGAACAGAGGAAGGCUCUUAUAAAAUGGAAACAGAGAGCCUUGACAACAAAGGCCAAUCUCUCCUGUCUUCAUGGUCGGAGGAGGCAGGAGCCAUUGCAAUUGGGUUGGAGUUGCUUGCGAAAAGUCAACAAGAGUAACCCAUCUCAAUCUUUCAAGAGCUGGUUUGAGUGGUACGCUUCAAAAUCUCAGCUUCUCAUCCUUUACCAACCUCAUUAGCAUCAAUUUGGCACAAAACGACUUUCAUGGAGACAUUCCUCUUGACCUUUAUAACCUUUCCAAACCCAUUUAUCUUGACUUGUCAAACAACCGUAUUGAACUCAGAAUAAGAAUUUGUUUCGUAUACAUUCUUUUUAGAGGAGUGAGGAAGACAAAUCAGAACCUACCUGAUCCUGAUUGAACUCAGAAUAAGAAUUUGUUUUCAAUAUGGAGCUAUGAUGGGAAAAUGGUGUAUGAGAACAUUGUCCAAGCAACAGAGGAAUUCGACCUCAAAUAUUGCAUCAGAGAGGGAGGAUAUGGGAGUGUUUACAAGGCCGUGUUAAGCCCAAGUCAGGUUGUUGCUGUGAAGAAGCUUCACACAAAUGUGGAUGGCAGGAUGUUUCAUCUCAAAAGCUUUUAGGAGUGAAAUUCAUGCACUAAUGCAUAUACGGCACCGUAACACUGUGAAGCUACAUGGAUUCUGUUCACAUCCACGACACUCUCUGUUGGUAUACGAAUUCUCGGAAGGAGGAAGCCUUGGAGAUGUAUCGAGCAACAAGGAAAAAGCAAGAGCAUUUGAAUGGAGUAAAAAUGUUGGUAAAGGUGUGGCGAAUGCAUUAUCUUACAUGCACCAUGACUGCUCACCUCCUAUAAUACAUCGAGAUAUAUCAAGCCAGAAUAUUUUACUGAAUGCACAAUGUGAUGAAGCUCAUAUUUCUGAUUUCGGGACUGGCCAGGAUUCUUAAAGUUGAGUCAUCCAACUGGACUUCAUUCGCUGGAACUUUUGGAUAUGCUGCUCCAGAACUUGCUUAUACCAUGGAGGUGAAUGAAAAAUGCGAUGUUUAUAGCUUCGGAGUAGUGACAUUGGAAAUAAUAAUGGGGAAACAUCCAGGGGAUCUCAUCUCCACAAUAUCAUCAACUUCAUCAUUAUCAUUCUCACUGUCUGAUAAGUCGGCUCUGGUGGAUCUCAUCUCCACAAUAUCAUCAACUUCAUCAUCAUCAUUCUCACUGUCUGAUAAGUUGGCUCUGGUGGAUAUUUUAGACCAAUGUAUAUUGCCUACUAUAUAUGAUGAUGAAGUCGCAGGGGAGGUAGUCUCUCUGGCCAAGAUAGCAUCCGCAUGCUUAAACGGCAGUGCACAAUGUCGUCCAACAAUGAAAGAAAUCUCUCAGGAGCUAAUGUUGACUCAUAGAGGCUAAACUUGUCAUAGCCACUGCUUCUAUUUGACAGUUCUUGCUUCUACAUUUAGUUAGGUGAUUGAUGGUUAGAACUUGUUUGUAUCAUUAAUCUUGCAAUCAAUGGUGUAAAAUGCGAAUAAGUGCAUUAGUCAUUUUUGUCUUGAUCAAGGAGUAUUACA